This is a messenger RNA of Spirodela intermedia, 5536 nucleotides long. The record is from the annotation of a GenBank genome assembly. NCBI's taxonomy places the organism in Eukaryota, Viridiplantae, Streptophyta, Magnoliopsida, Alismatales, Araceae.
AUGGGGCUGGAGAAGAGCCGAGCCGGAGAGGAGGAAGGAGAGGAAGAGACCAUGGUAUCCUCUGGUCUUCUCCCGCUCGCAGUGGCCUCCCAACAGCCAUACGUCUCGGAGCUGCUUUCAUUCACCCUCGACCGUCUUCACAAGGUACAGCUCCCCCCGUCUCUCCUGUCUUUCCGCCCGAAAUUCCGGUGAUGCAAUUGCUCAUUUGGCUAGAAAAUCCUGGUGACCGUUGUAGGAGCCGGAGCUCCUUCGGGUGGACGCCGAACGCAUCAGGAGGCAGAUGCAGGAAGUGGCCGUGGGAAACUACCGUGCCUUUGUUGCGGCAGAUGAUGCUUUGUCAGCUUGUCGUGAGCAAUUGGUGUCUAUCGGCCGGCACCUCGACUCCAUGGUACCGUUUUUCUUUUCUUGUUUCUUAUCGUUUUUCUCUCUUUCCCUCGAUAUUUACUAGUCUUUCUGUCGAUAUUCAGUUCUCCAAUGGUUCUUCAUGAGUUGCUUCUCUAAGGAACUGACCUAAUGCUUUGGUUGCUGGAGGACCAUGGCUAUUAUCUUCAGCUCCCAGUAGUCAACAAACCAAAUAAUGUGCGCCACGCGAUAUAGUUUUAAAACCGCCGAAUCUAUUUUCCACGUAAAAUGUGAAAUACGAUAAAAUGAAAGUGGUUGGAAGAGGCAAGUCGAGAAAUUUGUUUACACAGAAACAUUAAGCUUGAGCCUCUUUGUAAAUAUAUUCAAUUUUCCCUUACCUGUUACAUUGACAUGAAUGGGCAUUCUUCUCUCGACUUCUGGUUCUCCUAUUCACUGCUCGUAAAUCCCUGUUAUCUAAAGUCUUCCAGAAUGGUUAUUUACUUCUCUUAUGUAAAACUUACAUUUCUAUCAUUUGUACAUUUCAGAUAAAUGAAAUUCCCAAGCUCUCAUCUGGGUGCACUGAGUUCCUUGACUCCGCUCAGGAGAUAUUAGAGGAAAGGAAAACUAAUCAGGCAUUACUGGCUAAUCACAGUACCUUGCUUGACUUACUUGAAAUUCCUCAGUUAAUGGACACGUAUGUACUCUUUCCUUCAUAAUUGGUAAAUGGCUCUUGGUCCCCAUUGUCUGCGCCAUUAGACAUUCCUUUAUGAAUUAUCGAUGUACUGAAUGCUAUCACGCAAAAGUUUGACUAAUGUGUGCCUCAUUUCAUAAUAUUUAUCCUACUGACCAGUCUAGGAUUAUUGGUCUCUCGUGCUUACGUGACUAAGCUGCAUAAUGAUGAUGGCUAGCUUUGAAAAAACAAGCUUCCUGUAAUGUCUAUUUCUAAAUAAGUUUUCUUGCCAAUCUGUGAUCUGCACUAGAUGAAUUUAAAAUUUGGAUUUAUUGCUUUAAGUGAUUUCAAUUUCUGACGGCAUUUUUUGUUAACAUUUUCGUUAUAAAAUUUAAAUCAUAAGUAACUCAAAAAUGGUUCAGUUUUUUUUAUAUGAAAAAAUUAUUUGAUUGAUUUAAAAUAGGUGGUUGGAGUAAGUAUAUAUUCGUAAAAUAGAGAUAGUAUGUUAUUAGUGGUGUACAUCCAUGUAGCUGCAUCAUUAUAGAAUUGUUUCUUGACUUUCUAGAUGGCAUCUUAAUCAGCUGAUUCUAAUGUGCAUGUAAGAAAUAUGAAAUAGGAAAGGAGGUGUUCAUUUGUAGCAUUUUAUUUCCUAGAAAUCAGUUUAACUGCACGGCAAUCUGUCAAUUUUAAUGUGCACCCAGCAACCAGAUAAGUGUCUCUAGCCAACACAGGUGUGUUUGUUUGCUGGUUGAAAAACAUUCUGCAGUCAUCGAAAAGAGAAAUCAAAUGUAUUCACGGAAUCACUUAAUCUCACAUCAAGUUCAUGCUUAACAACAGAUCCUGAAAAAAAUGCAUUAAAGUUUAACUCAAGCCCUUCCUUUAUUCCAUUUCUAUGAUGACUGGUGAAUACCCUCUGUAUUUUCCUUUCUAAAACCUUGCUUUAUAGUUUAUUUCUUUUCGUUGAAAUCUGUUAUCUGAUAGAUGGAAUUUUGUGUCAUGCAGGUGCAUACGCAAUGGAAAUUAUGAUGAGGCCCUUGAUUUAGAAGCCUUUGUUUUGAGACUGUCAAAAGUGCAUUCUGAGUAAGCUGAUGCUUGUUUCUGUUGGCUAUACCUGGUGUCGGCUUAUCACGAGCCCUUUUUAAUGUCUCUCUUAAUAACACUGUUAUUGUCUUGUUUGUCGGAUCAAGAUUACCUGUUAUUCAGGCACUGGCAGCAGAAGUCAGGCAUACCACUCAGGCAAUGCUUUCACAACUUCUUCAGAAACUUCGAUCAAACAUUCAGGUAUUGACAAUAUAGGGGGUGUCCUCAUUGGCUAAUAAAUGUAAAAUACGCCUUAACUUAAAUUUAUCUUCAUUCUCCUCAGUUACCAGAGUGUCUUCGCAUUGUUGCACAUCUUCGUCGUGUAGGAGUCUUCAGUGAAUCUGAGAUGCGCUUACAGGUUCAGUAUUUCUUUAAGGAUUUCAGUGUUCAAUUAUAUUGUAUUGAAUAAAAUUUAUGGUCUAAAUAUUUUAUCCACAUAUAAAUAUGAAGAGAGCUUUUUUUUUUGCAUAAUCAUAUCUAAAUGGAAACUAGGUUAUCUAGUUUGCUUUCAAGUUUUUUAUAGCAUGUUAGACGACUGGCUGCUGUAAUAUUUAACAAUCUGUUCGUUUCCUCGAUUUUUUUGUCAAAAACUUUGGGAGAUGGACAGGUUUGCUAUUUUUUUCUCUGUAAAAUGAAUACUCUCAGAGGAUUCACGUUAACUCAUCGUAUAGGAUGGAUUGAUCCAAUAUCUCUUAACUAAUUUGAUCAGAUCGGUGAACCAGGCUCUGACAUAUCAUAUUUCUUUGUGUUACCCGCGUAAAUCGUUUUUUUCAAAGUUUUGACUCAGGCUCAGUAAUGGUCAGUUUCUUUAAAAUUGAAAUUUCGAUGUGAAUGUCAGUGCAUAUAAGACUUUGAAAAUGAAUUGUUACUUGGUUGGGCGUCUCUUCCUUCCCAACGUUACCAAUUGAGAUCGUCCUCAUAAAGUGAAAGGUAUAUAUGUUUCAUUCAGUAAGAGCCAAUUUGUCGGCUAAAUGUAGUCAAUUAUAUAUUUUUAAUUAAAAAUCCAAUAAAAGGGGAUAUUCUUGGACUGAAAAUAAAUUGUCGAGUCCUGAAAUUUUCUUUUCCAAUCACAGUGAUAGUCUGACUUUUAUCUGGCUUUGGUGCUUUUUUUCUAGCAUUAGGUUAACAUAUUGAAUUUUUUCCAGUUUUUGAGGUGUAGAGAAGCAUGGCUUGCAGCUAUUCUUGAUGACUUGGAUCAGAGAAAUGCCUAUGAGUACCUCAAGGGGAUGGUAAAUUGCCACAGGAUGCAUCUUUUUGAUGUUGUCAAUCAAUAUCGUGCAAUAUUCAACAAUGACAAAUCUGGCAAUGAGGAGAACUAUGAUGGCGGACUUCUUUUCAGUUGGGCUAUGCAUCAAAUUAACACUCACCUGAGCACACUGGAAGCCAUGCUUCCCAAGAUUGCUGACGGUGGGGCACUGUCAAAUAUCCUUGACCAAUGUAUGGUAAGUACAUCACUGACGAAUAUUGCGUUUCAACUAUGCUUUGAACGGGAAUCAGCAGAGUUCGUAUCAAGCUUAGUGUUUUGAUGCUAGGAUUUUGUCACAAAGAUCACUGGCCUCCAUAAUCUCAGCUUUCUUUACGUCUUUGGUGUUUUCAUAUGUUUCAUUUCGAUCAUUUCGCAUGUUCCCUGUUAUCUUCUCGCCUCCCCGACGAAGUAUUUCUGAAUCUGGUAGUGAUUUCACGAUUCAGGAUUUUUGUAUAUGCUUGCUUCUGUGGAUUUUAGUGUUGUAGAUUUUCAUUGCUUGUGCUACAGUUUACACUGAGUAGUUUCGCUGAUCAUCCCUACCUUGUGGUGUUUUAUUCUUCUUAUUGCUAUCGAUGGUCUUGAUUCCAUUUUCUCUCUUACGUUGAACCUUUUGUGCUACUUUUUCUAGUACUGUGCAAUGGGUCUUGGUCUGGUUGGGUUGGACUUCCGGGGCCUUCUGCUACCACUAUUUGAAGAGUAAAUAAGUUUCUCCCUUUUUACGCUAUAGCACAUAAUCUGUUUACAUGUUUUAUUUGGUCUUCUUGGCUGACAUUUGGACACUUCAGUGCAGUGCUUAAUUUAUUCUCCAGGAACAUGGACAUGGCAGUCAAAAACUUCCAGGUACAGAAUCUAUGAGAAAGGAUCAUCAAUUUUAGAUGUUCAUUUCUAUUAUGUUUUGGGAAGGAAGAUCUCUUUAUAAAGAAUAUUACACAAACGCACAACUUUUUGGCUUGUUCUUCUUCUAAGGCACAAUGUCCUUUACUAUUACUAUUGUUCCCACCUUAGAAAUUGACGAGUUAGUCACUUCUGUCAGGAGGCAUUGAGUUCACAUCAUUGGGUUCCUUUGCCAGCUGUUGGCUUUACAACGAACAGUGCAAAUGAUGAGAAUCAGGACGAUGUGGCUCCACCAUCUCUUCUGAUGGAACAUUUUCCUCUCGCCGUAUUUGUUAAUGGUAAGUGAUUCCACCAUCUUUGUUUUCCCAAUUCUACACAGUUUUCAUCAACCCUGUGUACUUUGAGGCUUCCAUUAAAUCGACACCUGGCUUUCAAAUAAAGUGGAAAAUAAAGAAAAUCGUCUCGGAGAUGAAAGAAUUUCAAUGAAUAUAUCUCCAUUCGUCUCACAUUGUUCUAUUGGAGCUAGAGUUCAUAGCAAUCACCCACUAAGAGACGAAUUCUAUGAUCACUGUUCCCAUUUCUGCCAAUUCAUGUCCAUCAUCUUAUCGAAGUAUUCCAUUUAGUAUCCAGAGAUCUAAUCAUCCCAAAAGCCUUCUCAUGCCGCCCAUCAUAUUGAAUUGCCUUGCCUUCCACAUGGCCAAGAUCUCUUAUGUUGAUACCAAGGAAAGAAAGAAAGUGACUCCACUCGUGUAUGUGAAUAAGAAAAAUUUUCAGCGUCUCAAUAAAAUUCAUUUAGCAAACGAAACAUGGAUACUUUUGAACGAAGCAUUUUACAAAAUAUUGCAUCUUCUUGCAGGUGUUUCCUUAGCCAUGAACGAACUGCGCCCAUGUGCUCCCCUUAGCUUGAAGCAUGUCCUCGCCCAGCAGAUUGUUGGAGGACUCCAAGAAGUCUCUGACGCCUUACUGCAUUACAAUUCAAGUCGGAUUCUGCGGGACAACGAAUCUGCCCUUUUUCUCUCACUCUGUCAAGUGUUCACCGAGGUGAUGAAUGGCCAGUCCUCGUCUCCUUCCACAUCCGCCCAAAGACUGAUUCUCCAAACUGACCUGCUUCAUCUUUUGGGUUUCAGGUGGUUUGUCUGUACUGCGCCACUAGCUUUGGUCGAUGCUAUCCUGGGGGUGCUGCCUUAGUCACAGAACAGAGGGCCCUGUUCGAUGGAGUCAGCCAGCUAUUGGCCGUGUCCCCAGCAAAGGAUCUCAAAAAACACGCCGACAACGUUCAAGAAGAGCAUCCCGCCACCAAAGAAGAUGUGAGUAGUGAUGUUGCUCCAGUCGAGGUCAAGGAAGGGACAGAGACGGGAGGUUGA